Haliotis rufescens (red abalone) is the source of this 1087-nucleotide messenger RNA. RefSeq names its product pancreatic secretory granule membrane major glycoprotein GP2-like. The record is from RefSeq and is a predicted model, not a curated record. The coding region runs from base 169 to 786 and encodes 205 amino acids. The transcript is spliced from 4 exons. Lineage: Eukaryota; Metazoa; Mollusca; Gastropoda; Lepetellida; Haliotidae.
AUUGAUUUCCCCUGAACUAGGCGGCGUUCGCCUUAGCUAAGUCAAAUAGAAACGAACGAGAAAUAAUUUCUGUUGCCACCUGUUCACAAACGCCAGGCUGACUUGCGGGCAAUACCAAUCCAAGCAUGUGACAAUUUAAACGGUUACACAUUGACAUAACUUCUCAACAUGGUCCGACAACAGAACGUGUUUUGUGGACUGAUGGUUUUCAUCACGGGUUUCCUGGCCCAGUCUGUGGAUGAGCCUUGCGCAAACUAUAGGGACGUUAUCACCAACGGUGACAGAAGUCCGAGAUGCCCCUAUCAGAAGACAGAUGAAAAGUGUGAUGAGUUUCUCACGCCAUCAUGGUUUAGAAUUAAAGUCGGUGAAGAAGACGAAUUUCCAAAGAUGACGUCGCACUGUCCCGAAGCAAACAGCUGUGGUGCAAAUUACCCAAUCUGGCUGAACGGUACACAUCCGGCUGUCAAGGAUGGUAUUGCGAACAGGACGGUGUGUUUGAGAUACGGCGAGGACUGCUGUGAACAGAUGAGAUAUAUUCAGAUUAAGAACUGCACGAACUUCUUUGUGUACUUCUUAAAUAAGGCUGCAGCUUGUGCAGGUCGAUACUGCUUUGAUUCGGAUGCUGCAUGCCCCACUCCUCCCCCGACAUCAACAUCCUCUCCAACGACAUCAACAACCUCUCCAACGACAUCAACAACUGUCAACUCCACCGCCACUGUGUCAACGUUGUUGCAGAGUCGCGUGCUAACAUAUGUCCUUUCUGUGCACGCUAUCCUCAUAUUCUAAUAGAAACUGGAAAACACAAUGACUUUUCAAACCUGGCCUGUGAUCAUGUAAACUUGUGUUGGGACAAUGAACAAUAUCAGAUUGAGGUUGAAUAGAUAUAUAUAUAUAUGACUCCAUAAUUGCGCUUAGUUCGAUGAAACACUUUGAAACGGAUACGUGACGCUUCCAUGAUUAUCGUACAUUUACAAGAAGAUAAGCAAUACGAAAUAUAUUAACUCAAAUAAAAUCAAUGCUUAAGACGAAUCGAUUUUAUAUCUAAAUGUAUGGUUAGCUUGGUUCAAUAAAUAUUUGCUUCGCUUAA